This is a messenger RNA of Didymodactylos carnosus, 429 nucleotides long. NCBI's taxonomy places the organism in Eukaryota, Metazoa, Rotifera, Eurotatoria, Philodinida, Philodinidae. The record is from the annotation of a GenBank genome assembly.
AUGGCUUUAGAUCGUGAAGUUCAAUGGAAAAUAUCUCAAAAACGUGAUCCAGAAAUUGAGAAACAAGCUCAAGAUUGGAUUGAAGCUGUUGUAGGAGAAAAAUUUCCAACCGGAUCGUCUUUUGGUGAAGCACUUAAGGAUGGUAUUAUUUUGUGCAAAUUGAUGAAUGUUCUUAAACCAGGAUCUGUUACGAAAAUGCACACAACUGGUGGCCCAAUUAAAUUACGUGAAAAUAUUGGUCUAUUUCAAACUGCUGCACGUGCCUAUGGUCUUGAUCCAAGCGAAGUAUUUCAAGCUGUUGAUCUAUUCGAUCAACAAAAUCUACAACAAGUGGCGCUUUGCGUUCAUGCAUUAGGACGAUUGGCACAGAAAAAUAAUUUUAGUGGGCCUAAAAUAGCUACAUUGAAACCACCUACUAUUCAUGAUUAA